Molecule: messenger RNA, 3722 nt
Organism: Drosophila nasuta
Lineage: Eukaryota; Metazoa; Arthropoda; Insecta; Diptera; Drosophilidae
Gene: stc
Product: nuclear transcription factor, X-box binding stc
Exons: 5
Coding region: 233-3412 (1059 amino acids)
Biological process (GO): negative regulation of transcription by RNA polymerase II
Cellular component (GO): nucleus
Molecular function (GO): RNA polymerase II transcription regulatory region sequence-specific DNA binding; DNA-binding transcription factor activity, RNA polymerase II-specific; zinc ion binding
Source: RefSeq, a predicted model, not a curated record
UGAACGUCAGCAACUCUCACUAACUUACAUAUAUAGCUGUCACACUUACACACGCGUAUAACGUGUGUCUUCAGAUGUUUUUCUUCGAGUGGACUCAAUUAUCAAAAUUUGGACGCAGGAAUAAAAGACACGUCUAACACAUUAAUUCGGAUCAACUUUUCGCCAGCGUGGGCAAUAGACGACGUCGAAAGAAAAAAAGAAAAACACGCGGAUUCAUAGUUAGGCACUAGUCAUGGACCAGUAUUGGCAACGACAACAACAGCCACAGUUACAACAAGAACAGUUUGUUGCAAACGAAUCAGGUGGCGAUUUGGUAGCUCCAGAUGAGUCCGCUGCUGUAUGCCACGGUGGAAACAAUAACAACUAUGUGAAUUUCAAUCAGUUCAUCACGCAACAUAAUCUGGCAACUUCGAAUCUAAGUUAUAGUAAUGGAGCCGGCGGUGCAGCCUUUGGACUAACGCCGAAUAAUAGCAACUAUGGUGGACUUCCAUAUGCACAACCCUUUUUCGGCUAUCAAAAUGGCGAUGGAGCAGCCGGUGGCAGCGGGGGAAUUGCAUCUAGCAACAAUUAUCAAGAAUCGUUAAGACAUGCGUUGGAUAUCAAUCCUUUUGCCUCAGCCAGCAGUUUUGAUUUCAGCACUUCCAAGCUUCAGGCUUCGGCUCCAGAAUUUGUGCCCACUUUUGCAAAGCUAAGUUUAAGUGCUUCCCCAGCACCUGCAACGGCAACGGGAUUGGGAGAACAGUCCCCUAGAUCGAGCAGCACCAGCAAUAAUCACAAUAAAUGCAAUAUUAAUGGCAACAACAGCACUGCCAUAGUAAGUAGUGAAACAACUAACCAUCAUCAUCAUCAACAGCAGCCCUACCAGCAGCAUAAUCAACAAGCCCAGCAGCCAAAGGCACAUGGUUCUAACAGUCGCCAACAGCGACGCAACGAUUACCGCGAGGAUCGCAUCGAUCGCAAUGAUGAUCGCUAUGAUCGCAAGAAGCCGCAGAAGCAACAGCGCUAUGACAAUCAUAGAAGCAACAAACGACGCGACGACUGGAAUCGUAAUCGAGACCGCAUCAAUGGAUAUGCUCGUGCCAGCGAAGAGCUCGAUACAAGCAAUAGUAAUGACAGCGCCCAUCCAUCACCGGAAAAGCAAAAGCAGCAUCAAAUAUCGCCAAGACGCGCUGGCCCGGACAACGAGAAGUUGUCGCAACGCGAGAAACUUAUGCGAGAUAUUGAGCAACGGCGUCUCGAGUGUCUGGUGUGUGUGGAACAAAUCAAGCCGCAUCAUGGCACAUGGUCCUGCCAGAAUUGUUACCAUGUGCUUCAUCUCAAGUGUACAAUUACGUGGGCCAGCAGCUCCAAGUCGGCGGAGGGCUGGCGCUGCCCAGCUUGUCAGAACGUUCUGCAGGAACUGCCGCGCGAGUAUUUGUGCUUCUGUGGCAAGCUCAAAAAUCCGCCCUUAACGCGCACCGAGUUAGCUCACAGUUGUGGGGAACUCUGCUGCCGUGCUGAGGGCUGCAACCAUGCGUGCACUUUGCUAUGCCAUCCGGGUCCAUGUCCGCCAUGCCAGGCGAAUGUGAGUCGCAGUUGUGGCUGCGGACGAAGCAGCAAACUGAUGCAGUGCUCUAUGAAGCAGCCGCUGCAAUGCGAAUCAAUUUGCGACAAGCUACUCAAUUGUGGCGAGCAUCGAUGUCAGCAACUCUGCCAUGUGGGAAAAUGCGAGAAUUGCGCGGAAAAGGUGCAGCAGCAUUGUCACUGCGGCAAGCAGCAGCGUGGCGUAAUGUGCACUAAGGAGAGCCAGGACAGGCGUAGCUACUCGUGCAAGGAAUGCUGCGGGAAACCGCUGCCCUGUGGCAAUCACAAGUGCAAGGACUCGUGCCAUGCCGGCGCCUGCCGACCUUGUAAGCUCAGCCCCAUUCAGAUUACUACUUGCCCUUGCGGUAAGCUGCCCGUUGCUGUUGAGCAGCGUGCCAGUUGCCUUGAUCCAGUGCCCACCUGCGAUAGCGUGUGUGGCAAGACAUUACGCUGUGGCAAGCCUGCUCAUCCUCAUCAGUGCACGAGCAAAUGCCAUUUGGGACAAUGUCCGCCGUGUCCCAAGCAGACGGCCGUCAAAUGCCGCUGUGGACACAUGGAUCAAAUGAUCAAAUGUCGGCAGCUGUCGACGCGAGCCGACGAUGCGCGCUGCAAGCGACGUUGCACCAAGAAGCGCAGUUGCGGCAAGCACAAAUGUAACGCCGAGUGCUGCAUUGAUCUUGAUCACGCCUGCCCUUUGCCUUGCAAUCGCACGUUGAGCUGUGGACGCCACAAGUGCGACCAGCCAUGUCAUCGCGGUAACUGUCCCCCCUGCUAUCGAAGUAGUUUUGAGGAGCUCUAUUGCGAGUGUGGUGCAGAAGUUAUCUACCCACCGGUGCCUUGUGGCACCAAGAAACCCGUCUGCAAGCGACCCUGUUCUCGCACUCAUGGAUGCGAGCAUGUACCUCAACACAAUUGCCAUGCGGCGGCUAUUUGUCCGCCAUGCAUGAUGUUCACGACCAAAUGGUGUCACGGCAAUCAUGAGCAGCGCAAGACCAUACCUUGCUCGCAGCUUAGCUUUAGUUGUGGUCUAGCUUGCGGAAAGCCACUUGCCUGCGGACGCCACAAAUGUAUAAGACCAUGUCACGAAGACGAUUGUCAGCAAGCUGGUGAAUUGUGCCGCCAAAGCUGUACCAAGCCACGUGUGCUUUGUGGUCACAAAUGUGCUGCACCGUGCCAUGAAGGUAGUUGCCCAGAGACGCCGUGCAAGGAGCUCGUCGAGGUGCAGUGUGAGUGUGGAAACCGGAAGCAGAACCGCAGUUGUCAAGAGCUGGCCAGAGAGCACAGUCGGAUUGCUACAGCCCAGUUGGCUUCGUCAAUGGCUGAAAUGUCUCGUGGUAACUACAUGGAACUUAGCGAAAUUUUGGCUCCAGGGAAAGCAAGCAAAUCAAACAAAACAUUGGACUGCAAUGAAGAGUGCCGCCUAUUAGAACGCAAUCGUCGGUUGGCUAUCGGUUUGCAGUCACGCAACCCGGAUACACAGUUAAAGUCACUCACCAAGUACUCGGAAUUCACUCGUGGAUUCGCCAAGCGAAAUCCAGCUUUGACCAAGAGCGUCUAUGAAACGUUAAGCGAUUUAGUAAAGUUAGCCAAGGAAAGCAAGCAGAAAUCGAGAAGCCACUCAUUUCCCACCAUGAACCGCGAGAAGCGACAACUGGUCCACGAGCUAUGUGAGGUGUUUGGCAUUGAGUCCGUGUCUUAUGACAAGGAGCCCAAUCGCAAUGUGGUUGCCACGGCGUGCAAGGAGCGUUGUUGGUUACCCGCCACUAGUAUCAUGGAGGUAUUGGCACGUGAGUCAGGCCAACGCCGUGUUCCGGUGCCCAGUAAUAACGCCUGGGGCCUGAAAAAGUAGAAGUCCCUAAAAUGUUUACAUGUUUCUAGUUUACGUCGCAAAGACUAUAUACAAGACUAUUUUCAACGGCUAUUAACAUUUUGAAAGAUAUUAAAACAUUUAAUCAAAUGUGAACUGGGCAUUGUUAAUAUUAUGAUAAAGGUGUCAUCAGGAACUAGAGGAACCGAAGCAAAAUAGUAAUUGAAAGUUAAAUGAAAAUGAAAAGUGUUAAUCAACUUAUUGUACGAUGAAUAAAUGUAAAACUGAAUGCUCUUAUUAUGUUGCGGAUGAAAAAUAAAAUGAAAUUAUUACUGCAAGAAAUUUUAAUUUU